This is a messenger RNA of Hermetia illucens (black soldier fly), 1349 nucleotides long. Its product is annotated as arrestin domain-containing protein 17-like. Lineage: Eukaryota; Metazoa; Arthropoda; Insecta; Diptera; Stratiomyidae. The record is from RefSeq and is a predicted model, not a curated record. The coding region runs from base 336 to 1349 and encodes 337 amino acids. The transcript has 5 exons. Gene Ontology annotation, biological process: protein transport. Gene Ontology annotation, cellular component: cytoplasm.
UUCACGGCGCCACAUAUCUAAUGGAAUUCAGAGCUUGUGGCGUCCAGACAGACAGACACGCUUGCGAAGGCAUUUUUGUGAGGCUCCUAGUCCAAAAUAUCCUAGCCUAACUUCUGACGAGUUAGUUUCGGUUGAAACAAUGUCCUUAUUAGUUCGCGUGAAAUUUUCAGUACGUCAAUAUUUAACUUGGAAUUUAAUAUCACAUUCGAAAUAACAAGAUAGUUUCCGUUUAGAUAAUUAGAGUUUUUAAUUGUGUUUUCGUAUUUAGUGAAUAGUUUCCGCGGAUUUAGUUGUUAAUUCGAAUUUUCCAUAAAUUGCUGAAAUGUGUCGCGAAAAUGCCUUAUGCAACUAGAUACCAAGUCCUGUUCGACAAUAAUUCCAAAGGAUUUUAUUAUAGUGGCGAUUUGGUAGAAGGCACAGCAAUUGUUGAAACGUGCGUUGGAAAAGUUAUACGAGGCACAUAUGUCACCCUGAUUGGAACAGCAAGAAUCAAGUUUGAAAAUAGUGAUUCGUGGGUAACACAUGACACGUACAGGAUAUUCGCUGCAACCAUUCCAGUAUUACAAAGAGAUGAUGACCGAUUUUUCGUCCUACCUCCUGGUACAUACCGAUAUAAAUUCGAAUAUCGUUUACCAGACAACAUUCCUUCAAGUUUCUAUGGAAAAUUUGGCUUCAUCAAUUACGCAGCAGUCAUAACACUCGACGAAAGCAAGCGGACAUAUAGUUUUAAGCAACCAUUUCGGGUUAUGAGGGCUAUCAACUAUAGUCGUGGUCAGGAAUUGAAACCCAUCAAAGCGCAACAAUCAAAGGAUAUCUCACCAUGGUAUUGUCUCACCAUUCAGCCCUUAAUGGUUACAGUAAAAUCUCCUUCAAUAGAUUUUAUGCCUGGACAAACAAUUUACACCUUAAUUAAAAUAGAAAAUCAUUCUUCACGUAAAAUUCGACAAAUAGAUAUUAAACUAACGAAAGUGAUCGAAUACUGCCGCAAACCGCAAAAGACUACCAGAAAAUAUGAAUUUAUAGAAAUUAAUAGCAAAACCAUUACAGCCGAUGAUCUUUCAGGGAAAACUUAUGUUCAAGGAAUUGAAGUGCCAAUUACACAACCAACAACUGUAGGUGAUAGCAAUUUUAUUAAUAUACGCUAUAAUAUUUACAUAACCGUCAAAGUGCCAGCUUGUAACAGAGAAAACAUUGAAUUCAUCAUUCCUGUAAUUAUAAGCUCUUAUAAGGGGAUCACACCGAGGUGCGGAAAGAAACUAGUAUUCGAUCAUCCUGAUAUUCAUACUAGUCAGCCCACGUCCUUAGAAUUGAAGAACUCUCAUUAUCAGAAACCCAUCUUUCCUGUUUAA